AUGUAUCGAGGACAACAGUAUAUGCAGCUUGGCAUCGGAAGGGGUAACACGCCCACGUGGAAUGAUGGUGUCAUUUCCGAUAAAUACGUUGGAUAUUACAUUGGGAGUUCCCAUGGAAAGAAAGGAGAUUCCGGUAGUGGAGUUUUUUCAAUGUCGGGAUUUUUCCUCGGCACGUCUGUGGGAGAGAAAGACUUCUGCUUCAACGACUACGCCAAUUUGUCUCUUUCUGAGGUGGCGGACCACCAUCCAGACACAAAAAUUAUCCGCGCGGACUUGAUCUUGGGCAUUUCUAAGAUCAUUCCUGGCGUAUCAGGUCCUGGCCCCCUUAGUGAUCCGCAUCCAGUUUCGUCCUGCCGAUUCCUUUCAUCCGUCAUUCUCGAAUUGUUAUCAUUUCUCGACAUGCUUAUUCUCAUCGCGCUUUUCGUUUUUCCGACCAUUUUUUGUAUGCCACCGCCAAAUGGAUUGAACCUGAAACCGGCGAAGCAAAUCAGCACUGAUCAAGUUGAGCCAACCGAAAAAAUUGAACCUCCACCAAAUCUUCAAUUGCGAUCACGAAUGAUGGCUGCGAUGAAUUCCAAUAAUGCGUCAAAUUCAAAAGCAUUUAGCUUUGCACAGCCGUUGAUAUUGAAGAAAUCCAACAAAAAAGCAUUCAAGACCGCGAAACCCGUUGAAGCUUCUUCGUCGCCGUCUCCAGCAUCCGAGUCCGAACCCAUUGAAAACAUCAGAAAUCAACCAAGCAAAUUAAGUCCAGAAGAAGUUAGACAAAAGUUCACCAGUGCGAGCAAUGAAAGGGUCAACUUGAAAGUUCGUCCAGUUCUCACAACGAAUUUUAUUGAUGCGAAUGGAAAAGUUGUUCGCGAUGUGGUCUCAGUGCCGAUUCGAGUAUCCGAUGGACACAUCCAUUCUAUUCCAAAAAAUUCGAAAAACGUGCAGUCGAGCGCAUCAGUUGUCGAGACAGGCGAGAAAAACGUGAACGUCUCAUUCCGGUCGUCACUCCCGCUGUGGCUAGUUUGA
Molecule: messenger RNA, 1014 nt
Organism: Caenorhabditis bovis
Lineage: Eukaryota; Metazoa; Nematoda; Chromadorea; Rhabditida; Rhabditidae
Source: the annotation of a GenBank genome assembly